UCAGCCAAGAAACGGAAACCAAGUUAUAUUUUGUUACCCUUAUAUAAUAGUUGAUGUCUUUUUCAAUUUUCAAUUCUAAUGUGAGACAAUUUGCGUUUAAUAUGGUUUUUUGAACGUCAAUUUCGGAAUGUUUAACGACCAUUGAUCGGCCAACUUUGGACCAAAUAUUUUCCUUGACUUAAAGCUUGGAGUAUACAGUAACAUAGGUUAGAAUAUUUUUAGUAAUCGAUGUAGAAUGAUAAGUUUUGUGACCAUUGUGUUAAAUCCAAAAUUGGCUUCUGUCAAUUUUCCCUUUGUUGUUGUUUUCUCUUAUUCAUGGAACAUGAAUAUUAGAACAACAAAAGAACAAAGAAUUAUUGAAUUAUUGUGGCCGUUGAUUAAAAGCGGGAAAACAGCAUCAGCAUCAGCCAACCACAAUCACGCCUUCUGUUCUCGGCGACUCCUAAUCAAAACUUCGUCUCUUCUCCUCACUAUCUUACAAAAAAACACCCUAAACCCCCAAUUUUCUCCUUCACUCUCAAAAUUGCUGAAAAUGGAAGACGAAGAAGGCAUCGGCUUAAUUCUAGCCAGAGCCACUGAGCUCAGGCUCAAGAUCAGUGAUUGUAUCGACACCUCCAGCACCGCCGUCAGUGAUUACGGCCACUGCGGCGGCGGUAAGGAUGGUUCUUCUCCUGAAGAAGCAAAGAAAGACGAGUUUCUUGGGAAUCAAGAAAAGGAUUCUGACUCAAUCAGCUCUGACGAGGAAGAAGCUGAACGUCUUCUAUGUAUACGCGAUGCUCUCGAAUCUCUGGAGUCCCAGCUCGCUGCUUUGCAGAAUCUACAUCAAAGACAACAAUAUGAGAAGCAAGUGGCUCUCUCUGAGAUUGAUUACAGCAGGAAGAUGUUGCUUGAGAAGCUCAAGGAGUACAAAGGGAGAGAAUUUGAAGUGGUUCGCGAGGCUUCGACUUUUGCUGGUGAAAGAGUUGAUUAUGAGAAGGAUCUUCUCCUUCCUCCUUACCAUCUUCAACCUCAUCUACCAUCGAAGCAUAAGAAGUCUGAUGUAAACGGGUUUGGCUCAGGACAUGUCAGAAAGGUAAAUCCCAACGGAGGAGGCUCAGGAGUUACUAUUGGCUUCUUAGGCUCCGUUGCAAAGAUCAUGGUUCCACUCAUCGGUGUGAUUUCGAUCUUUUCAUAUGGUCCAGAGAUCAGGAAAAGAGGCGCAUCACUUAAACUUCCCCCGCAACAAGUAGUCAGAGCACCGAAUCAGUGCCCACGGGGGAAAGUUCUGGUGUUUGAAGAGGGUGAAGCAAGGUGUCUUGUGAAGGAAAGGGUCGAAAUACCCUUUGACUCGGUUGUUGCCAAACGAGAUGUAACUUAUGGAUACGGUUGAAUUGGAUAGCAUUGUCUCCUGAAUUCAGUGUGUGAAGUUUCAACCUUUUAUCUCUUUAGAUGUGAAGCUACUACAUAGCUCCCCCAAUGUUUUGUUCUUGCUUGUGAUGGUUCUCAGCAAAUAAUCUUAGAAGAGAGAGAUAGAUUUGCAGUUAGUAUAUCUGUUCUGAUAUUUGAACAGGUGGAUUCAAUGUGUAACACCUCACACCACUUGUGCUCCUUGUUCGGAAACGGGCUAGGUGUUAUCUAUACGUUCAAGUUGAGCAUAGCUCCAGAAAAAAAUUUUGGAUAUUAACCGGAGAUUAAUCAGAAAUUAACUUUUUACUCAUUUUUCAUUUUAGAAUAAAGUUAUAUAUAAUAAAUUGUUUAUGUAAACAAACUAACAAAUCAUUAUGGUCUAGUGGUAACUAUCAUGCCAAAGGACCCUUAUGUGUGCUCUAACAAAUCGUCAUGGUCAACGGUCCCGAUCAAUACAUAAACAUGUUACCUGUGCGAAAACAUACAUCAACUAGUACAAAAUUUAAUUUUCAUAUGCGAACUUUCAAAAUUUGGUCUUAUCAUACAUUGACCUAAUUUCCGUUAGUCAAACGUUGAGUUGUCGUUAACCAGUAGCAGAAAAUCGGCUAAUUCCUACAUCAACAGGGACCAAUGGUCCAGAUCAAUACAUAAACACUUCACCUGUGCAAAAACAUACAUCAACUAAUACAAAAUUUAAAUUCAAUACAUGAACUUUCGAAAUAUGGUUUAAACAUACACUAAAGCUUGACAUGUGCGUCCGCGCGGAUAUUUGUUGUUAACUUUUUUUAUAAAUUGUUUAAUGACAUUCCUAAAUAUAUAAACUUUUGUUCAUUGUUAUGUUCCUACACAUAAAAACCAAACUCACCCGGAUCUGAAAAGACCCUAUUCGAAUCCCACCCGAAAAUUUAUAAUACCCAAACAAAGAAUAAUUUCAAAACAAAAAAAAAAAUCGAUAUCCGAAAGAACCAAUCCAUACCCAACCAUAUACCUGAUAUCCAUACCUUAAUGAAGUAGUUAAGAAGUACAAAAAAUGUAAAAAAUAUAAGAAAACACUUAAAUAUAGGUAAGUUCUCUUUUAUAUUUUUAUAAGACAUGCUGUCAAAUUAUUUGGAAAAAAUGUAAUUAAUAAAGUAGUUAAGUUGAGUGAAAAUAAGGAAAGAAAAUAUGUAAUAAAUAUGUUGAAAAUAAUGUUAGUUUUAUUUUGUACUUAAAUUUAAUAAAAUAGAUUUACCUAGUUUUCACUAGUCAAAUAAUACCGAAAAUAAAUUGUCUGUCACGUGUUGAUUAAGUAAAGUUUUUAUUGUAUUAUGUGAUAAUUAAACCAUAGUACGUAGUAAUUGACAGAGAAAAAGGAUAAUGUUUAGCUUAUCGAAGAUAUUCUCUUUUCUCUUUGUUCAAUUUUGUCUUCUUUCGUUUUCUUGGUGUUUUUUGUUGUCGAAAAAGUUGAAGAAAAAAUUAAAGAGAAAAGCUAACUAAUGAAUUACACGAGAAAUAAAUCGUUUGACCUAUAUGAUUAAUUUUUCUCAUUCAAUUACCACGUAAUACAGUUUAAUUACCAUAUUAUACAAUAAAAACAUUAUUUAAUCAAUACGUGACAUAAAAUUUAGCUUCAAUAUUAUUUGACUAGUGGAAAUUAAGUAAAUGUCAAGUUUUAGCGUAUGUUAAAACCAGAUUUCAAAAGUUCAUGUAGUGAAGUUAAAUUUUGUAUUAGUUGAUGUAUGUUUUUGCACAAGUGAAGUGUUCAUGUAUUGAUCCGUACCAUUGGUCCUUGUUGAUGUAGGAAUUAUUACCGGUUAACGACAACUCAACGUUUGACUAACGGAAAUUAUGUCAAUGUAUGAUAAAACCAAAUUUUAAAAGUUCAUGUAUGAAAAUUAAAUUUUGUGCUAGUUGAUGUAUGUUUUCGCACAGGUAACAUGUUUAUGUACUGAUCGGGACCGUUGACCCUUGUUGAUAUAGGAAUUGGCCGAUUUUCCGGUCUAGUGCUAUCAUGUUAAAGGACUCUUUUUUUUUACUGUGUUUUUUUUAGGUGUAAUGAAUAUAAAAUGAUAACAAUGUCCUAUAUUCAACCUUUCAUCUGCAAAUUUUACAGCCGUCUUCCUUUUUGUGGGACAAUUUCAUAGUUUUCUUCUUUUUUUUUUUUUUUGGAACUCUAGUUUUCUUCUUCUUAAUCUUAAGAAUUUAAACUGAAAUAUAUCAGAUUUCUAUCACAACUUGUGAUUUUGUUUAUUUGUUCUUUAUGAUUUUAGGAAAUUUUACAUAUUUGUCAUGUUUUAGUCAUUUUUUAGCAGACUGACUAAUUUAUUAAUUUAGAUAAUAUUAUUAUUUUAAAUUAUUAAAUAAAUAGAAAUAAAAGUUAGGAUAUAAUCAAUACUUUUGCUCGAGCCAUUCUAUAAAAUCUGUAUUUAGCCACCAUCUUUUUCCAUAUUAAUCCCACAUACUAAAAAUGUAUUUGGCUUCUCAAUCAUUUAUGUAGGUUUUGGAUGACCUCCCAUUUAAUUAGAAAUCGAAUAUUUUAUCAGUAUACAUAAAAUACUUUUUGGGCUAAAUUACUAUCAACUUAUUGACUCAUUUCUUUCUAAACAUUAUGUAAAACCUUCAUCCUCGAGUAUACUAUAUGAUUAAAAUAUUUAUAUUGUUGAUUUAUCAUGUUCUCUACGAUUUUACGCUAAGUAAUUAGUGUUAAUAAAUUUUUUAGUGAUUUAUCUUUAUUUUUGAUAUAAGUAAUUAAUAAAUGGAUAUUAAUAAUUUUGAUGAAAAUGUCAAAGUUAACUUUAUCUUACAUUUAUUUAAUUAAUAUUAAGACUCAAUCUUAAUAUAUAUGACAUUAUGUUAUCUAUGAUCAAUAGUUCAAUACUUACACAAGUUUUCCGUUAAAAUAAUAAGUUUAUUCUAGCUAUAUGUCUUUUUGAAGAGAAAGUUAGCUUACUGAUUUCUAUUGAAAAUAGUUAUUUAUAUUAGAUAUUGUUGAAAUAUUAAAGUUAAGGUGUUGAAAUUUUCAAAUACAUGAAAAUACAAAAAUGGUUUUGUUGAAUUGGUGUUGGUGAAAUAAUGUAGGUUUUAUUGAAUGUUUAAUUUUAUAUUGUGUUACUUUUGUGACAUAAUGCUGAUUGAAUUUCUAAUAUUUAGUGAUAUGCAUCUAACAUGUACAUUGUAGUCUAAGUAUGCAAGAAAGUAUCAGAUUUUUUUUAAUCUAAUGAAUCGUCGUAUGUUAUAUGUUUUGCUCGAUUUGUUUGUGUGCGAGAAUACAUAUGUAAUAUAACGUUUUUUAUCACAGUUUCUAAGAUCUAAAUUGUUGAUAAUAUAUGAUGUUUAUUGGCUAUUGUAAUUUUGUUGUUUUUUUAUGAAAUGUUAUUGUUUCUAAUACUUUCAGUGCCACUGAAUUUUUUUCGACCUAUAACUAUAAAAAAUGUUCGAUUUGAAAUUCAAAUUGCGUAAUGAUACUUCCAUUAUUACUUGAAUUUUUUUCUGAUCGAAAAUCUAGAUCCCCUAAAUAAAAAAUGAAACUAAAUAACAGAUUUUAAUACAACAAUUUUCAAUAUAGAUACUGAAAUUUGAUCAUUUAUAAUGUUAAUUUAAAAUUUUAAUACAACAAUUUUCAAUAUAGAUACUGAAGCCAUAUACGAGAUGUUGAUACCGAGGCGAGAUGGAACUUCACGCACCGAAACCAGGACGCAGAGCACUGACACACGACAAUAGCCCUCCUUUGUACACGCCACCGAGCAACUGGAAACUUCAGUGCUCUAAAACAUAAAAGAAGGGAACGACCACUCCAAGAUACCUUGAACAACGAACCACGUCCACUCUCCGCUGCGAUAGAACCAGACGAUUGAAAACCGGAUAUGCGCUAACAAACCCUAAAAGAUAAUAUUACUAUUUUAAAUUUAUUAAAUAAGUAGAAAUAAAAAGUAGGAUAUAAUCUAUACUUCUGCUUGAGCCAUUCUUAAAAAAUCUGUAUUUAGCCACCAUCUUUUCCCCCACAUACUAAAAACAUAUCUGGCUCCUCAAUAAUUUAUAUAGGUUUUGGAGAGAGAGAGUCAUUGAGAGAGAGAGAGAGAGAGAUAGAGAGAGAGAGAGAGAGAGAGAGAGAGAGAGAGAGUCAUUUCUCUAUGUAACAAUCAUUCUUUAUCAUCAGAUAACAAAGGUUUCCAACUUUCCAUUGGCUGUAAAAAACGAAGCCUUGCCAUUUUAUUUAUAUAUUAUCAAUAUGGUGAAGUCAUGUUAUGAGUCGCGCUAUCUGCGAUCUGCGACCUGCGAUUAGUCGCGCGUUCAAAUUUUUUUAAAAUUUUUAUCGAUGUUUUUUCAGGCAACUUGAAUCGGAACCUGCGACCAGUCGCACGACAUCAAAACAAACAACAACCUGCGAUUAGUUACAUGUCGCAGGUCGCAUGUCGCAUGUCGCACGAUAGGUAAACGAACAUGGCGAUAGUCAACGUGUAUGUCAUUCGUUACCAAUCUCUAAUAAUCACAAUACUUUUAAAAGGAAGUGGAUGAAUUAAGUUUAUAAUCCUAUUAUAUUAAUUGAGAAGUCACUUAAGUAACUUCACAAUUGGUGUCAUUCAUAGGUGAAGUUUAAAAUUAAUUAUCUUAAUUUGACUGAUUGUUGUUAUUUGACUUUUCAUUUAUUUAAUUAAAAUUUUAAAAAGAAAACUAAUCCUAGAACUACCUAAUCUAAUAUAUAUUACCUUACAAACAAUUAAACAUUUUAAAGAUAAAAAAAUUAACAUAAUUUAUUUAUAGAAACAAUUAAAUAUCAUAGAUUUUAUUAUAGAAAUUCAGAAUAUACAUAUAAAUACAUAUAAUAUGAUAGAAAUAAUUAUAUAAACGAUUUUAAAAAUAUUUAUAUUAAUAUUGGAUACAAUAAAUCAUAGAUUACAGAAAAAUAAUUAACAUAAACCUAAUAAUAUUCUUUUAUACUCACUAUAUAUAUUUUUGUUUUUUCUAAAAAUAUGCCCAAUGAAUGCAAAACAGUCAAAUAUACAAUUUAAAAAAAAUCAGUUAUUUUUAAAUAACAGAUAUUGAUAGUAUAGUUGAGUUAUUACUUUCAGAAAUGAUUAUAGUAUUUUUAUAUUUAAAAAUAUAAAACAUAUGGUAAAUCUUUUAAAAUAAUAUUAAUAAAUGAAAAUAUUUCUUAUAAAAUAAAAUUGAAAAAUUGGAACAUUAUAUUAAUAUGAGACUAGAUUUAAUACACUCUAUUAAUAAAUUCUUAUAGCUUUGAUUAUAAUAAAAUUAUAUGGUAAAUCGUUUAAAUAAUAUUAAUCAAUGAAAAUGAUUAUCAUAAUAUAAAUUGAAAAAACAGAAACAAUAUACUAAUACAAGACUAGAGUUAAGACUCUAUUGAUAUAGUUUUGAUUAUAAUAAAAUUGACAUGCUUAUUUUUUGUAAUAAGAAAAAAGAAAGGAUACAUAAAUAAAACAUGAAUGAAGAAUAAUAAAUCUUGUUUGUUGUAUUUUUGGUUGCAUUCUUGGUUAUUUUAUAAUUUUACAUACUUAAUUUUUUAUUUUUAUUUUUGAAAUACAUGUGUUUUACAUAUUACUUCAACUGUUAAUUAAUUAGUUUCAUCUGUUUUUAUAACACGAAGACAAAUUAAGUGAGGAAGAUCAAUAUAGAUGAUAAGUUCUAAAAUUGAUGGUCGAAAAAUGGAAAAUAUAAAGUAAAUUUUUUUAAAAAAAUAUUAAAAAAAAUAAUGAUAUGUAUAUUUACGGUAAAAUAAAAGUUUACAAUGUAUGAUAACAAAUUUAUAAUAAUUUGUUUAUACAAAUAAAAUCAUGUUAUUUUGAUGUAAUAAAAUUACUGAAUCUCACAUUGAUAUUAAGUAUAUAUGUCUAAAAUAAUGACAUCAUGCUGUUUAAAUUUUAGAUAUUUUUUCUGAUAUUGAUAAUAUUUAAUUAAAAUAGGUAUGUGAUAAAGUAACUUUUUUAAAAUGAAAGUAAUACUUUUAAAUGAAGAGUGUGAUAAUUGGAUAGAAUUUUAGGAUGCAUUUUUUGGUUAAGCAAUUGUGAGUGCUAUGUUAAACACUAAAUUAAAAAUGUGUGAGAAAGUGUGAUUUGUGAUUUGAAAAAAUUAUGGAAAAUUUUAAAUUGCUUUACUUCUAAAUAAAAUAAAAUGGUAGACAAAAUAAUGCGAAAAUUUUAAGCGUUAUAAAAUAUUUUUGUGUACAUUAAUUUUUUUUUAAUCACAAAUUAUAUCAUAAAAAAGACAACUGGAAACUUAUAUUAAAAUUUAUAGAAUAAUCAAUAUAUCUUAGUAAUUUUCAAAGAUUAUACAAUACCAAGACUUAUGAUUUUUAAAUUAUUUAAACCGAAAAGGUUAUUUUUAAUAGUUACUAUUAUUAUUCAAAAUAAUAAAAUUAUAAACAUAAUAUAUCAUUUUCAUAUAAUGUAUAUCCGGGAAAUCACGGGUAACCACCUAGUAGACUCUUAAAACAUAGGCCAAAUUCAUGUGAAGAUAAACAAUAUACAAUCUAAACCCUAGAUCAUAAACAUUUCAAGCUAAAAAUUACACUAGAAAACUCCAUAAACCAACUUAUACAAAAAAACUUUAUAAACUAAAAAUUUCAACCACAAAAUGUAUUUUUUCCUUAUUUCAGAAGAACUACCAUAUUUUAAAUUAUAUAUUUAAUAUUUUCUUAACUAUCCCUUGCAACUUUUUUUUUGUCGACUGUCCCUUGCAACUUUUAAUAAGUUGGAAGUACAUAGUACAUACUUAUUUCACUUUUUAUAAUAGUCCCUUCCAACAUUUUUUUCUAAUGUCAACGUCAGAGAUUCGCUUCGCCGUCCAUCCUCGCCUGCAGCUCGCAAUCAACUCUUAUUUAUUGAAAAAAAAAACAGCCAAUAACCUCUUGUUGUCAAAAAAAAAACAAUAACCUCUUGUCAAAAUAAAAUAAAGAUAGGCUCUAUCAAAUAA
This is a messenger RNA of Brassica rapa (field mustard), 8292 nucleotides long. Its product is annotated as plastid division protein PDV2. Gene Ontology annotation, biological process: chloroplast fission. NCBI's taxonomy places the organism in Eukaryota, Viridiplantae, Streptophyta, Magnoliopsida, Brassicales, Brassicaceae. The record is from RefSeq and is a predicted model, not a curated record.